Molecule: messenger RNA, 1226 nt
Organism: Xenia sp. Carnegie-2017
Lineage: Eukaryota; Metazoa; Cnidaria; Anthozoa; Malacalcyonacea; Xeniidae
Product: transcription factor E2F4-like
Exons: 7
Coding region: 22-1041 (339 amino acids)
Biological process (GO): regulation of transcription by RNA polymerase II
Cellular component (GO): RNA polymerase II transcription regulator complex
Molecular function (GO): protein dimerization activity; RNA polymerase II cis-regulatory region sequence-specific DNA binding; DNA-binding transcription factor activity, RNA polymerase II-specific
Source: RefSeq, a predicted model, not a curated record
UGUUCGUUUUCUCCAAACAAAAUGGCCGAUUUCACUAGUUCACCAGGAACGCCAAGCGGACGGCACGAGAAAUCACUUGGUUUAUUAACAACGAAAUUCGUAAACCUUUUGCAAGAAGCCAAGGAUGGCGUUCUUGAUUUAAAAAUGGCUGCCGACACACUUGCUGUACGACAGAAGAGAAGAAUCUACGACAUUACAAAUGUGCUAGAGGGAAUUGGCCUCAUCGAGAAGAAAUCGAAAAACAGCAUUCAAUGGAAGGGAGCAGGUCCUGGCUGUAACACGCGUGAAAUAUCAGAACGUCUUGUCGAUUUGAAGCAAGAACUUGCAGCUUUGGAUGAGGAAGAGAGGGUUCUUGAUGAACACAAAUCUUGGAUUCAACAGAGUCUGAAAAUCGUCUCCGAAGAUUUUGAUAACGAGAAGCUGGCAUAUGUAACAUAUGAUGACCUAUGUCAGUGUUUCCGUGGUGAUACACUUCUUGCAAUCCAAGCUCCUGCCGGAACCGAGUUGGAGGUCCCAAUCCCAGAAAAGAGAUUGGGCAUUGACAGACGUUAUCAAAUUCAUUUAAAAAGUCAGUUGGGUGAAAUAAAUGUCUUACUGGUCAAUAAAGAUCCCCUGAACAACCGUCCAGUGGUCACACCUGUACCCCCACCCUUAUCCUUACCACAAUCAUCUACAUUUCCAAAUGAUGACAACCUGUUACCUAUUGUUAAUGAGAAGAUCACUACAGUUGCCGAAAAACCUUUAGAUUUUGGAAAAACGAAACAGUCUAUUGCUAUGGAAACAUCUCUUUCAGAGUGUGAAUUAAAACAAGUGGCAAAUGAGAUCAUAUUUUCAAAUGAGGCCAAACCAGAACCAAUAGAUGUGUCAAUGAUCGACGACUUAGUUUCAGCUGAAGUUUUGGCUCCUCUUCUUCGACUCUCCCCACCAGCCGGAGAUGCUGACUAUACCUUCAAUCUGACAAGCUCCGAAGGCGUCUGUGAUCUAUUUGACAUUCCAAAUCUUGAGGCGAUGCCUGCUUUUCCAAGUGUCUCUGCAACAUAACCAUCGAAGACCAUAACAUUUCUACUAUUGUACUGACAUUUUAAAGUGUUAUAUCAUGUAUCAUAAGAGGCGUGAUGAUCGAACCCCCUGGAUUUGUUCGUAUCGAACCCAUGUUCCAGGAGGGGAGGUUAAUUGUUAUACGCAAAAUAAAGUAGGGUGGGAUAUACCUGUCUUUUCAACAUAAA